Molecule: messenger RNA, 558 nt
Organism: Trichomonas vaginalis G3
Lineage: Eukaryota; Parabasalia; Trichomonadida; Trichomonadidae
Product: PQ-loop repeat-containing protein 1-like protein family
Exons: 1
Coding region: 1-558 (185 amino acids)
Biological process (GO): retrograde transport, endosome to Golgi; phospholipid translocation
Cellular component (GO): endosome; trans-Golgi network
Source: RefSeq, a predicted model, not a curated record
AUGUUGGAAGAGGUAUAUUUCUACAAACCAGAAGCUGAAGCAUCAACAACUGAUAUGCAUCAGGACGCAAAUACACUUUAUUUCGAUCAAUUCUAUGCAAAGAACUUUGCUCAAUUUAUGGGAUACGUUACUAUCAUUGCUUUACUACUCCUUAUCGUAUCCAUUGGCCUCCACUCUGUUUUCGAAGCACAAAUUAUAAUCGAAUCGGUUGGAAUUUUAUCGAACCUAAUCGAUUGUAUAGUCACUCUUCCACAGUUUAUAUUAGUUGUUAUUAACAAAGAAAUCAGAUACGUCACAAUUCCUCUUCUUUGUCAAUGGAUUCUUGCACUUGGUUGCAAAUUGGGUCUUUAUAUCUACCGCCCAGUUCCACUUCCAUUCAUGCUUGGCUUAGCUAUCCAAGCCGUCCUCACAUUCUUCAUUGUGACGUUUUACAUUUAUAUUAGAUUGUCCCACUGCAAUUCGGAUCCUGCUGAAGAAGAGCAGGCCGCUGAUAAUGUAGCUCCUGAUUACAAAGUUGAUUUUCAACAAGUUUCUUCGGAAACAGCUACAGAAGCUUAA